AUGAACCUGCUCUCUGAGUACGGUCUUCUCGAUAAGAAUAUUCUUUUUUCCCACGUGAAUGGGAUCGCUGAAUCGGAUGCCCAAACACUCGUCAAGCAUGGAGCAUUCUUCUCCACUACUCCGGACACAGAGCUCCAGAUGGGCCUAGGCGGGAUCGUUGCUUUCCGUCCUGACGUUAAAUGCAACGCCUCAAUUGGCGUCGACUGUCACGCGAACAACUCCGGCGAUCUCCUAACACAGCUUCGAAUUGGAUUGCAGCAUUCGCGAGCCACCGAUAACAUAAAAGCAUUACAGGCAGGACAACAUCCUAGCGUGCAGGUCAAGCUAGAAGAGGUCUUUAACCUGGGAACUAUCCAGGGCGCCAAAGCUGUGAACAUGGAAGAUCAAAUUGGCAGUAUAGCUGUAGGAAAGCUGGCCGACUUAGUGAUUUUUGACUCGACCUCGCCGGGGAUGAUAUGUGCAGCUGAGGAAAAUCCUCUUGCUGCUCUUCUGCUGCACGCUAACGUGGGAGAUAUCGAGAUGGUGAUUGUGGAUGAGAUUCGGAAGGAAAGGAGGCAACUUGCCGAUGUGAAGACCUUGGAGAGUCCCGACGGACAGGCAGUCGAGUCAGUAGCUUGGGGAGAGGUGACGAGGAAGUUGCUUAAGAGUCGUGAGGAUGUCAAGAAACGAGGUCAGGGGCAGGAUCAACAAGCUGGGAUGCAGUUUUUGUUCAAAAGCUUUCUUUGA
Messenger RNA from Penicillium arizonense, 726 nucleotides. RefSeq lists its product as uncharacterized. The record is from RefSeq and is a predicted model, not a curated record. Gene Ontology annotation, cellular component: cytosol. The coding region runs from base 1 to 726 and encodes 241 amino acids. The transcript has a single exon. Lineage: Eukaryota; Fungi; Ascomycota; Eurotiomycetes; Eurotiales; Aspergillaceae. Gene Ontology annotation, molecular function: deaminase activity.